CUCCCAAGCUCUGCCCAGCGGUUGCGAUUCUGCGUCUCGGCUCACCUCAAGCCUCUGUCAAUUUUGGAUAAGUCCAAGCUAAGAACGACAACGCACACAAACGGGCAGAAAACGUGUCACAAUGUCGACAGGUGCCAACCUCGAGGUCGUGGAGGCCGCGCGAGCGGACUACCCUGCCAUCGAGAAGGGCGUCGACGCCGGGAGGAAGCCCGGGGCUUACACGGGCGACAUGGCCGACGGUCGGGACUCCCACGACACGCUCGGCGGCCCCAACGGUGAUGUGUACCCUACCGAGGAGGAGCUCCUCACGCUGCGUCGCACGCACGGCAAGGUGGACUGGCUGAUUUACAGCAUCGGCUUCGUCGAGAUGUGCGAGCGUUUCGCGUACUACGGCACGACGGCGGUGUUCGUCAACUUCAUCGCGUAUCCCCUCCCGCCGGGCUCUACGACCGGCGCGGGCGGCACUCAUGAGCAAGCCGGUGCCUUGGGUCUGGGACAGCGAGCUUCGACCGCCCUGACCCUAUUCAACAGCUUCUGGUCCUACGUUAUGCCUCUGGUCGGUGGUUACCUUGCCGACACGUACUGGGGCCGCUACCUCACGAUCCAGUGGGCCAUCGUCGUCGCCACAUUCGGCCACAUCCUCAUCAUCGUCGCGGCCGUGCCCUCGGUCAUCUCGAACCCGAGCGGCGCCCUCGCGGCCUUCAUCAUCGGCCUGGUCUUCUUCGGCACCGGCGUCGGCUGGUUCAAGGCCAACAUCUCGCCCCUCAUCGCCGAGCAGUACGAGCUCACGCAGCCGCGCGCGACGGUCCAGACGAUCCCGGGGACGGGCGAGCGGGUCAUCGUCGACCCAGUCAUGACCAUCUCGCGCGUCUACAUGCGCUACUACUUCCUCAUUAACGUCGGCGCCCUCGUCGGCCAGGUCUCCAUGGUCUACGCCGAGAAGUACGUCGGCUUCUGGCUCUCGUACCUGCUGCCCACCAUCAUGUUCUUCUUCUGCCCCGUCGUCAUGCUCGCCUGCCGCAAGCGCUACGCCAAGAGGCCGCCCACCGGCUCCGUCCUCGGCAAGUCCAUCGCCCUCAUCGGUUAUGGUCUCAAGCAGGGCGGCGGUCUCGCCGAGAUGCGCAAGGACGUCUUUUGGGAGCGUAUCAAGCCCUCGCACGUCGCCACCAAGCCUGCGUGGAUGACGUUCGACGACGCAUGGGUCGACGAGGUCCGCCGCGGCGUCAUGGCCUGCACCGUGUUCCUCUGGUUCCCCGUCUUCUGGCUCGCCUACGGCCAGAUGACCAACAACCUCAUCAACCAGGCGGCCACGAUGCGCCUCGACGGCAUCCCCAACGACAUCAUCACGAACCUGAACCCCUUCGCGCUGCUCAUAUUCAUCCCCAUCUGCGACAAGGUCAUCUACCCGGCCGUCGAGCGCGCGGGGCUGCGCUUUACGCCCAUCAAGAAGAUCGCGCUUGGCUUCCUCUGUGCUACGCUGUCGAUGGUGGUGGCCGCCGUCAUCCAGCACUUCAUCUACCAGCGGGCGCCGUGCGGCUACGGCGCCAGCGACACGGAUUGCAUCCGCGAGAACGGCCCGCCGGACAUGACGGUCUGGAUCCAGACGCCGUGCUACAUUCUCAUCGCACUGAGCGAGAUCUUCGCCUCCAUCACGGGGCUGGAGUAUGCCUUCACCAAGGCGCCCAAGAACAUGCGCGGCCUCGUUACGGGCGUCUUUUGGUUCGUCCACGCUUUCUCGAGCGCCAUCGCCCAGGCCUUUGUCGGCUUGGCUGCCGACCCGUUGCUUGUGUGGCUGUACACCUGCAUCGCCAUCAUUAGCUGCUUGGGGGGCGUCGGGUUCUGGCUCAUGUUCCGCAAGCUCGACAAGGAAGAAGACGCUCUCAAUGCGCUGCCGGAGAGUACCUACAAGGGAAGGGGAGAUGCUGAACCUGAGAGCAAGGCGGUCUAGCAAACUCUGAUUGUGCGUGGGGUGGAGGCUGUGAUGUGAUGAUGGUUGAGAUCCGACCACGGUAUCUAUCUACCAGAGCGUGCAAGUGCGAGAAAGUGGAAAGGCGGGAAUCGCGUUUCGCGCAUUCAUAUGAGUGAUCAUCCCGAUGUGACAUUCCAAGAGACCAACCGGUGCUGUACAACACAAUCUUGAAUCGAUACGGUCUGGUGAUGUCUGUCAAAGCAUGACACCCAGUGAAGGACCUUGGUCUCAGCAGGUACCUAUUCGCUAGUCCACAUCAAUGACACAUUUGGGCAUGCCAUGUCGUCCUAGAAGAAGAUGAAUGAAACCAUAAGUCUUGCGCGGUCUAUUCAGUUUGAGUUUGCACUACUCCAUGUAAUUCCAUCCUGGGCAGACUCCCCCGGAGCCGUUACCAAGCCUUCGACCCAUCACCCAGGGUUCCAAACACCCCAUAUCCAAUAACCCUGGUAUAUCCAAUCUAACGCCUUGCUGCUGCCCUGUGUCCUGGCUUCUCGGCUAUUAACGCCGUACACACACGGUCUCU
Colletotrichum destructivum is the source of this 2492-nucleotide messenger RNA. Its product is annotated as Putative proton-dependent oligopeptide transporter family, PTR2 family proton/oligopeptide symporter. The transcript has 3 exons. Bases 122 to 1948 code for a protein of 608 amino acids. NCBI's taxonomy places the organism in Eukaryota, Fungi, Ascomycota, Sordariomycetes, Glomerellales, Glomerellaceae. Gene Ontology annotation, biological process: transmembrane transport; oligopeptide transport. The record is from RefSeq and is a predicted model, not a curated record. Gene Ontology annotation, molecular function: transmembrane transporter activity. Gene Ontology annotation, cellular component: membrane.